This is a messenger RNA of Homo sapiens (human), 9933 nucleotides long. It is a transcript of the gene HCN1, whose product is annotated as hyperpolarization activated cyclic nucleotide gated potassium channel 1. Gene Ontology annotation, molecular function: intracellularly cAMP-activated cation channel activity; voltage-gated potassium channel activity; phosphatidylinositol-4,5-bisphosphate binding. The coding region runs from base 288 to 2960 and encodes 890 amino acids. Gene Ontology annotation, biological process: response to calcium ion; potassium ion transmembrane transport; monoatomic ion transport. Lineage: Eukaryota; Metazoa; Chordata; Mammalia; Primates; Hominidae. The record is from RefSeq and is marked reviewed. Gene Ontology annotation, cellular component: membrane; somatodendritic compartment; glutamatergic synapse. The transcript has 8 exons.
GAGCCGAGCUGAGCCUCGCCUAGCUCCGGCAGCCUCAGCUUCAGCACCAGCCGCACCGGAGCCCGGACCGCAGCCACUAAGGGCAGCGGCGGCGGCGGGAGCCAGGCGCGCAGCUAGCAGCGGCGCGGUCGGGAAGCAGCAGCCGCCGCCGCCGCCGCCGCCGCCGCGACGGGCAGCUGGGCUCGCCGGCAGCCGGCUCGGGCCCCUACCCUCUCGGCUACGUGUCUCCGGCGCCGGGCGGCCGGCGAGUCUGGAGCCCGCGCCGUCGCCGGCCGCGUCCUCCGGGCAUGGAAGGAGGCGGCAAGCCCAACUCUUCGUCUAACAGCCGGGACGAUGGCAACAGCGUCUUCCCCGCCAAGGCGUCCGCGACGGGCGCGGGGCCGGCCGCGGCCGAGAAGCGCCUGGGCACCCCGCCGGGGGGCGGCGGGGCCGGCGCGAAGGAGCACGGCAACUCCGUGUGCUUCAAGGUGGACGGCGGUGGCGGCGGUGGCGGCGGCGGCGGCGGCGGCGAGGAGCCGGCGGGGGGCUUCGAAGACGCCGAGGGGCCCCGGCGGCAGUACGGCUUCAUGCAGAGGCAGUUCACCUCCAUGCUGCAGCCCGGGGUCAACAAAUUCUCCCUCCGCAUGUUUGGGAGCCAGAAGGCGGUGGAAAAGGAGCAGGAAAGGGUUAAAACUGCAGGCUUCUGGAUUAUCCACCCUUACAGUGAUUUCAGGUUUUACUGGGAUUUAAUAAUGCUUAUAAUGAUGGUUGGAAAUCUAGUCAUCAUACCAGUUGGAAUCACAUUCUUUACAGAGCAAACAACAACACCAUGGAUUAUUUUCAAUGUGGCAUCAGAUACAGUUUUCCUAUUGGACCUGAUCAUGAAUUUUAGGACUGGGACUGUCAAUGAAGACAGUUCUGAAAUCAUCCUGGACCCCAAAGUGAUCAAGAUGAAUUAUUUAAAAAGCUGGUUUGUGGUUGACUUCAUCUCAUCCAUCCCAGUGGAUUAUAUCUUUCUUAUUGUAGAAAAAGGAAUGGAUUCUGAAGUUUACAAGACAGCCAGGGCACUUCGCAUUGUGAGGUUUACAAAAAUUCUCAGUCUCUUGCGUUUAUUACGACUUUCAAGGUUAAUUAGAUACAUACAUCAAUGGGAAGAGAUAUUCCACAUGACAUAUGAUCUCGCCAGUGCAGUGGUGAGAAUUUUUAAUCUCAUCGGCAUGAUGCUGCUCCUGUGCCACUGGGAUGGUUGUCUUCAGUUCUUAGUACCACUACUGCAGGACUUCCCACCAGAUUGCUGGGUGUCUUUAAAUGAAAUGGUUAAUGAUUCUUGGGGAAAGCAGUAUUCAUACGCACUCUUCAAAGCUAUGAGUCACAUGCUGUGCAUUGGGUAUGGAGCCCAAGCCCCAGUCAGCAUGUCUGACCUCUGGAUUACCAUGCUGAGCAUGAUCGUCGGGGCCACCUGCUAUGCCAUGUUUGUCGGCCAUGCCACCGCUUUAAUCCAGUCUCUGGAUUCUUCGAGGCGGCAGUAUCAAGAGAAGUAUAAGCAAGUGGAACAAUACAUGUCAUUCCAUAAGUUACCAGCUGAUAUGCGUCAGAAGAUACAUGAUUACUAUGAACACAGAUACCAAGGCAAAAUCUUUGAUGAGGAAAAUAUUCUCAAUGAACUCAAUGAUCCUCUGAGAGAGGAGAUAGUCAACUUCAACUGUCGGAAACUGGUGGCUACAAUGCCUUUAUUUGCUAAUGCGGAUCCUAAUUUUGUGACUGCCAUGCUGAGCAAGUUGAGAUUUGAGGUGUUUCAACCUGGAGAUUAUAUCAUACGAGAAGGAGCCGUGGGUAAAAAAAUGUAUUUCAUUCAACACGGUGUUGCUGGUGUCAUUACAAAAUCCAGUAAAGAAAUGAAGCUGACAGAUGGCUCUUACUUUGGAGAGAUUUGCCUGCUGACCAAAGGACGUCGUACUGCCAGUGUUCGAGCUGAUACAUAUUGUCGUCUUUACUCACUUUCCGUGGACAAUUUCAACGAGGUCCUGGAGGAAUAUCCAAUGAUGAGGAGAGCCUUUGAGACAGUUGCCAUUGACCGACUAGAUCGAAUAGGAAAGAAAAAUUCAAUUCUUCUGCAAAAGUUCCAGAAGGAUCUGAACACUGGUGUUUUCAACAAUCAGGAGAACGAAAUCCUCAAGCAGAUUGUGAAACAUGACAGGGAGAUGGUGCAGGCAAUCGCUCCCAUCAAUUAUCCUCAAAUGACAACCCUGAAUUCCACAUCGUCUACUACGACCCCGACCUCCCGCAUGAGGACACAAUCUCCACCGGUGUACACAGCGACCAGCCUGUCUCACAGCAACCUGCACUCCCCCAGUCCCAGCACACAGACCCCCCAGCCAUCAGCCAUCCUGUCACCCUGCUCCUACACCACCGCGGUCUGCAGCCCUCCUGUACAGAGCCCUCUGGCCGCUCGAACUUUCCACUAUGCCUCCCCCACCGCCUCCCAGCUGUCACUCAUGCAACAGCAGCCGCAGCAGCAGGUACAGCAGUCCCAGCCGCCGCAGACUCAGCCACAGCAGCCGUCCCCGCAGCCACAGACACCUGGCAGCUCCACGCCGAAAAAUGAAGUGCACAAGAGCACGCAGGCGCUUCACAACACCAACCUGACCCGGGAAGUCAGGCCACUCUCCGCCUCGCAGCCCUCGCUGCCCCAUGAGGUGUCCACUCUGAUUUCCAGACCUCAUCCCACUGUGGGCGAGUCCCUGGCCUCCAUCCCUCAACCCGUGACGGCGGUCCCCGGAACGGGCCUUCAGGCAGGGGGCAGGAGCACUGUCCCGCAGCGCGUCACCCUCUUCCGACAGAUGUCGUCGGGAGCCAUCCCCCCGAACCGAGGAGUCCCUCCAGCACCCCCUCCACCAGCAGCUGCUCUUCCAAGAGAAUCUUCCUCAGUCUUAAACACAGACCCAGACGCAGAAAAGCCACGAUUUGCUUCAAAUUUAUGAUCCCUGCUGAUUGUCAAAGCAGAAAGAAAUACUCUCAUAAACUGAGACUAUACUCAGAUCUUAUUUUAUUCUAUCUCCUGAUAGAUCCCUCUAGCCUACUAUGAAGAGAUAUUUUAGACAGCUGUGGCCUACACGUGAAAUGUAAAAAUAUAUAUACAUAUACUAUAAAAUAUAUAUCUAAAUUCCCAAGAGAGGGUCAAAAGACCUGUUUAGCAUUCAGUGUUAUAUGUCUUCCUUUCUUUAAAUCAUUAAAGGAUUUAAAAUGUCGUUGUAAGAUUAUUUAUUUCUAACCUACUUUUACUUAAGUCCUUUGAUAUGUAUAUUUCUCUAUUUUAUGAAGAGUUCUUGGAUUCAAUGGAAACAAAACUGAUUUUAAAAAGGCAACUCAAAUGAACUAGUAAAUAGCACCAAUCAAAACUUUCUUUCAUUAGCUGUGUCUCUGCAUCUAAAUUGUUAAUCAUUAAUGGUGGAGAAUUAAAUAACAAAUCCCAUUUUAUAGAUCUAAAUUGUAUUUCGGUGCUUUCAAUUUCAAAUUAGGUUAAAGAAUGCACUACUUGCUUGGCCACCGUAGGAGACUAGCAUUGCCACUGUUUGUUAAGAAUAUCACUAACCUCAAACAUGUUCAUUGAUCUUUCAGAAAGCUGAGGGAAAAUUAAUAUUUGUCUUCAUGUGUUAUCGGACUUUUACCAAGACUCGAUCAAUGUUAGUUGUAAAUAACUUUUUCAACCCAAAUAAAAAUAGCUAUUCUGUGUUGUAUGAAGGUAAAAGUCAUUGUUUAAGAAUUUAGUUUUAUUGCUUCACUUCAAAACUUAGAGUUUUAAAUUUUACAAAACCUGAUUGUGAGAAUUAUUCAAUUGUAAUGCAAUGGCUUGAAACCUACAAUAUUAUUUUAACCUGCAAUGUUUUAUGCAAAAUUGUAUGCUCGAAUCUACAAAUUGCUUGUAUUACACCAAAAAUCGUUACUUUUCUUUCUUCUUGCCAUAAUCAAGCAUCUGAAAAUAGUCCCUGCAUGCUUCUGGGGAAAAAAAAAUAGGUUCAAAUCAGUCAUUGUAGAGAAAGGCUUACAGUAUUUCUCGUUUCUAGAAAAGCAUAACAAUUCAUUAAUUGCCUAUCUUAUAAUUCCUAUAAGGCUGACUUGGAUCUCUGACUUAAGUCUAGAAGUGAGGUUUUCACUUUUAUUUAAUAUUAUUGCUAUUAUUAUUUAAAUAAUUAUUUGUAAACCACAGCUUGAUUUGGAGUUAAGUGUUGUCUGUGUCUUCACUGUAGCUGGUAAUUUACUAUGGUAUUAAUUUAAAGAAAUAAAUUCAAUACAGCAUCACGUCUGUUUGGGAACACACAUUUUGCUCUAUGUAUAUUGUAACUAAAUGGUUAGUAAACUUUAAGGCAUGUGGUGACUAACGUAGCCCUUAGAUAGGAGGUUUGUCAUUUUUAAUGUGUUGAAAAUAGUACAGACAUGGUGACAGAAAGCAGGGGUAAAGUUGAACGUCUAUGAGCAUUGUCUGUCUGUUUUCUUAACUCUUUACAUGAUCUGUGAGCACCUGCUUCUUCUCAAAGAACUCCCUUAGUAAUCAUUUGUGCCUAAUGCAUCCCACACAUGUGGAGUAUGACUGGAACACAAUUGAAAGAUUCCUAACAACUGGCUGCGGUAAAUAACCCAAGUUAAGAGCAUGACUUAAAGUGGAGGUCUUCAGUAUCUCUGGCACUGGCAAUACAUUUAAGAACAUACAGAGAUCACACAUUAUGUGGGACAGGGCCUGCAGAUAGACUUGAGGACAGAAAACAAAAACAAAAGCAGAAACUCUAAAGUGGAUCCUUGCUGCCUGUUAUGCCUUUUGUGGAUAUAAUACCUAUAAUACCAAAAUGAGUUGUUAUGUUUAAUUUCAAACAAAUCCCAACUGGUGUGGAAGUAAUUAACUGCUAGUCGAUGUAAUGUAAUCAUCAAUAUGCUGGUGACAUAUGAUGGCAUGUCAGGAAUACUGUUGUAAGAAAGGGAUUGUUCAGUCUACCUAGAACCUAUGGGAAAGCUGCAAGACCAUUUACAUAUCAGUACAAAACUCCUUUAUUUUAUUAAAAUAUGAGAAUUAACUUCAAUUUAUUAAGAUUACGUAUUGGUCCUUUAAAUUAUUAAAGGUUUACAUUUGAUAGGAUUAAUGGAUUUGGUAGUGAAAUAUUUUUAUAUAUAUAAAUUUUUGGUUUUUUAUUUUGAGCACUAUUGGGAAACAUAAGCAAAAUUGAAAUGCAUGGUCUUUCAGUGCAACCAUACAAUUUUUAUUCACUUUGUAAUAGAAUGGACAAAAAAACUAAGGUUUAUAUAUUAAACUAAUAAAAAGGUACAGGGUAAAUUAUAUACAUAUAUGUAUGAAUGUAUAUAUACUUAGAUUAAGAAAAAAAAAUGACUCACAUUCCUGUAAUAUAAAGGUCCAUUGCUAGUUGAAAAGUGACCUCUUUUCUCUGUACAUAGUGAAGCCCGUAUGUAUGGAGUUUUAAUCUGUACAGAAAGAAAUGUAUUAUUCAUUGGUCUUUCUGCUGCUGGAAAGAUAAUAGAAUAGCUGAUUCUUACAACAACUGUAUGAUCAGGGAUGAGUUAGAGUAUUUCUUUUGUCUUUGCUCAAAGCCAUACAUAUAUAAAUAUAUAUAAAGAUUAUUAAUAAAUUCAACAAAAAAUAAACUACAAUCAUGAAUAUUUUAUUUUAUCAAUAUAUGCUAAUCAAAUGUUUUAUUUUAUUAAUGAGUACAGCUUUGCCUCUAUUUUUACAUCAUAAAAUUUCCAAGAGCUUAUACUUGAUAAUCACAUAAAAUCAAUUAUAUUCUAUAAUUCUGGAAUGAGAGGACUUUAAAUAGAACAUGGAUUUUUCAACCACUUCUUUGUUUACCUUUUUCGUAUAGUAAAAUAUGAGCUUAUUUUCUUUUUUGCUCUGUGCCUUUUUAGAAUGUGGUUGUUCUCCAACUUCAAAACACAACCAUUUUGUGUAAUUAUUGGAUAUACAGAUGAGAAAUAAUUUUCCUGUAAUAAUGGUAAAUAAUUGUCCUGUAAUAUAUUUAUACAAACCUAUUUUGUUAUAAUAGUUCUAUGACAUACCUAUUUUGUUAUAAUAGUUUUAUAACAUACCUAUUUUGUUAUAAUAGGGCCUUGGGCUCUAUUAUAACAAAACAGGUUUAUAUAAAUACAUUCAUAUUUAUAGCCUUAAACAAAAUAGGUUUGUAUAGUAGGCCCAAGGCCCUAUUAUAACAAAAUAGGUUUGUAUAAAUAUAUUCAUAUUUAUAGCCUUGGGCCCUGCAAAGUUAUUUGGAGAGUGAUAGAACCUCCCCACACAAGUGGGUUUUAAAUGAUACCUAAAAGCCUGAGAUAGAGUUUAUCAUAAUGAGAAUAAGUAGUGAAGCAUUCCUGAAAACAAGGAGGAUAAAUAGUAGCAAUGGCAAUAUAUUCUAUUCACCAAAAAAGUAGCUUGUCUCCAGGUCUGGAUGACCUCUUCAUAAGUGAACAAUUCCCUGAUGAAUGCUGUUCCACUUUAAAGAGAUGGUUAUUUUGCAAUUUAUAAACUUAACUGAGCAUACUAUUUUCAGGACACUACAAAGUACAUAGUCAAGUUAUUACCGUCAUUCCUAUAGGACAGAGAAUGAUUUAAACAAUAUGACAUGUUUAAAAUUUUAGAUGAUUUAUUUCAAAUCCUGAAUUAUGUCUACUUCAAAUUAUGAGCAAUCUCUAUUAUCUUUCAGGACUAUUUAAAAAAUCUCCAUACCUCCUCUUUCAGCUUAGGUUUUUAUAUUUGUUAAUUUUACUAUGUUACUUUGCUUCUAUGGCCCUCACUUGCACUGUUUAUAAUGUUAACCUGUUUGAAUGAGAUAUCUCUCCAUUAUAUCUUUAUCUUUUUAGAACAUGUGCCAUAAAACCCAUGUGGUUAUUUUGUUCAUAUGCACUACAACUAGCAAACUUUUAUUUUAUGUUCACCUACUUUAAAAAGUACUCAUACUGUACCAUGGGAAAGAAACAUGGGCCUUAUAGAAUGGAAUGCUGAGCUAUUUUGAGUCCUGAAAACAAUGGCCAAAAAUUUAAGGAACUGUGGUUGCUGCAUGCACCAAAUUGUAGCACAUACAAAUAAAUAAAAUACAGUUCUAUAACUGUAUUCAAUAUGGUUAUUUUCAAGGAAAAAUAGGAUAGAAAUUUUCUUUGAAAGAUUUGCUAUUGUACUUAGGGAAGUACACCUGCUAUUACCCCUCAAAAGCAAUGACUUUCUUAAGCAAUUUCAAUUUUUUUCCUUUUUAACAACCCUGCACUUGCACAACCCUGCAUCUCUUGUCUCACCCUAAUGCUGACCCUGCUUCCAAUUCAGGCUUUGACAGGGACAAAUGGAGAUUUUAAGGUUUUUUAAUGAGAGAAGCCUUGCUGACACUCCCCGCAUCCCACCUUGAAAAUUAUUUAAAGAUGAUCUUAAAAGAACCUACAGAUAAUGCUCUGAAUUUGUUUACAAGGUCCUUGAUGUGGAGAGAAUGAGUAAUACAUUAAAUGCUGGGGAAAUAAUUAUCAUUUAGUGAAAAAUUAAGCAUGCUUUUCUAAAAUGUGGAUGUUUAACAGAGCACAGCUGAUUGGGAACACUGGCAGUUCAAUGCAGCUGGAGUGUCUCACAGGGUGAAGAGGAACCCAGAUCAAGUGGGAAAUAGGGAUUUCAAAAACCUUCUGAAAGGCUUUUAACAUCAGGGCAAAGGUUUUACAGUGUUGUACUUUAUAUUCUUAAUUUAAGCUUAUCAACGGGGAGGAUUCACAUUGAAAUGUCUGUUUUGCUAAUGUAACAAGGAAUAAAAUAAUUUAUGACACAGCAAAAACUGGGGGCUAUUUACAACCCCACCCUGCCUUGUGAGGAUGCUGGGUCCUAAGGAAGGUCCUAGGUUUGCUAAAUAGAGUAAUGGGAAUAGGAAACUGAAAGUUUACUUGCUUUGCGUAAGAUAAUAUAUUGCGGCAGGGAAGGGGUACAAGAAGAUAAGAGCUAGAACCUGUGAGAAGGGAAAGAAGUGAUAAAAUAAUUUUGGCUAAAAUAAAGCAAGUUCUCAGGCCAGGCGUGGUGGCUCAUGCCUGUAAUCCUAGCACUUUGGGAGGCCAAAGUGGGAGGAAUGCUUGAGGCCAGGAAUUGGAGACCAACCAGGGCAGCAUGUCAAGACCUGGUCUCUACAAGGAAAAAAAAUUUUUUUAAUUGACCAGUAUAUACUUACAUACCUGCAGUGUUUAGAAAACCCGACUAUAGGUGGUGUAUUCCUGUAGUCCUAGUUACUCAGAAAGUUAAGGCAGGAGGAUCGCUUGAACUUAGGAGGUCAAGGCUGCAGUGAGCCCUGUUCGUUCCACUGCACUCCAGCUUGGGGGACAGAGCAAAACCCUUUCUCAAGAAAAACCCAAACAAACAAAAAAGUGAAGCCAGUUCUUUAAUUUCUAUUGGAGAUAUCACACACGCUCCAAAGAGUGGCAAAGGUGAACAUUCUUUGGAGCUAUUAUAUUUCUAAUGUAACAUCAAUGGCCAUUUACUCCCAAAGGGAAACAUCUUUUUUUUUUUUUUUUUUUAAGAUGGAGUCUGGCUCUGUCACCCAGGUGGGAGUGCAAUGGCAGGAUCUUGGCCCACUGCAACAUCAGCCUCCCAGGUUUAAGCAAUUCUCCUGCAUCAGCCUCCAGAGUAGCUGGGAUUACAGGUGCCCGCCACCAUGGCUAGCUAAAUUUUUGUAAUUUUUAGUAGAGACAGGGUUUUACCAUGUUGGCCAGGCCGGUCUCGAACCCCUAACCUCAAGUGAUCCGCCCGCCUCACCCUCCAGAAGUGCUAGGAUUACAGGCCUGAGCCACCGCACCCGGCCCUGCUAUUUUUUUCUAUGUAGUUGUUUCAGUAAUACCAUAUGAGCAGAGAAUACUAUUGAUUCAUUCAAUUGAAGAAAUCUGAAUAAAUUAGUAAAUAUAAUAAUUCUUCAAAAGAGGACCACUUUAUGUUUCCAAUAGAUUAUAUAAUUGAAUUCAGGUAACGUAGAGUUAUUCAGACUUUUUUUUUUAAAUAACGGAAUUUUGCAAAAAAACAGGUUGCAUCGUUUUCUACAGAGAAUAUUCAGAUGUGUAGAGGCAAAGAGACUUUCUUGAAAGGUUUUUAUUUCCUGUUAAAUUUGUGAGGAAAACUCCUGAGAAAGGAAAGAUUUACUUUUGAAGGAAGAAAGAACAUAACCCAAAGAAAUUUGAAAGAUUCAAAAAGAGUUUUCCAAAUGUAUUCUCAUUUCUUUCUCAUAUUUGUUCAAGGUCUUAGUUUCCAAGCAUUCAAAAUUAAAUCUUGUUUGCCUAACUCUUCUAACAUCUAUUACCAACCUAACAUAUUACAAUUCUGUUUAAAAUGUGCAGUUCUAAAUGUUCUUGCGUGCCUCACUGUGGAAAGUGUGGUGCAUGGAACUGCAGCGUCAGUAUCACCCAGAAGUAUAAUUACAAGAAGUGCAGAGUCCUUGGCCUUACCCUGUACCUACAGAAGUCCGCUUUUGGGCAAGAUCCCCAGAUGAUUCAUAUGUGUAUUAAUAUUGAAAAAAUUGGAACUAGUAAGUCCUAGAGGAGGUAAAUUUUAAGGGCUUUUUAAGGGAACUUCCAAGUGUGAAGACAUUUCUGGAGAUGACAAGUCAACAUAGCAUGGGAUCUUGGCUAGACAAGGAAAGCGAGAGAACAUUAAAUAAACACAAGCAACGACAAACCACCUAUGUUAUAAUUUUAUCCUGGACCAUCCAAAGUUUACUCUUGGUCACGCUGUCUAACCCAGCCUGCCUCCUGGCACUUGCUAGUUAGAACCAGGGAAGAGAAAACUAAUAUGUGUUAGGUAUUAUAAUUUCCUUAUGUCACAUAAAUUUUGGUGCCAUAGCUAGCAAUGUUUCUUAAUAUCACAUCAGUACAAUGUGUCCAUUGCCUUCUGUAACAUUUUUAAUGCUAUCAAUAAUACAUUGACAUUAUAAAAAUAAAUGAAUGUGGUCAAUA